Messenger RNA from Knipowitschia caucasica, 822 nucleotides. Lineage: Eukaryota; Metazoa; Chordata; Actinopteri; Gobiiformes; Gobiidae. The record is from the annotation of a GenBank genome assembly.
AUGCAGUUUGGCAGAGCCCUGGUGACUGCAGAAGAGAGAGAAUGCCGCAUUAACUCCUGGAGCUGUCUCUAUUGCGCCACUCCUCGGCUGGUCCAGAGGUGGACUGUGGAGUGUGAAGACAGGCUGAGGGACUGUUUUAACUGCACUUUGUGGGACGAACUGUGCGACCACGGGGACGACAUCAAUGCCAUCACGGAAUGCAUAACUGAUUACAUCAACUUCUGCUGUGAAAUCGCUGUGCCUUCCAAGAUGGUACGAUGCUUCUCCAACAAUAAGCCGUGGAUGAACAUUGAGAUUAAGGCCCUGCUGAAGGAGAAGAAGAGGGCCUUUCUAUCAAAGGACAAACAGGCACUGAAGGAGGUACAACGGAGACUGAGGCUGAGCAUCAGGACUGCAAAGGCCCGCUACAAGAACAGGAUGGAGGAACAGCUGAGCCAACAGAAUGUGGCAGGGGUUUGGAGGAGCCUGAAGACCAUCUCGGGCUUCAAAACACCCCCUGUCCAGCCUGUGGGGGACCCCCAGAUCACCUACCAGGACACCAACUACAGGCGCUCUAUUACAGCUGAAGAGCGCCUGUCCAUCUGUCUGCGGUUUCUUGCCACUGGGGACUCCUACAGGACCAUAGCGGGGAGCUUCAGAGUGGGCAUAUCCACCAUCUCCAUGCUCAUCCCAGAUGUGGUGGCAGCCAUCUGGGACUGCCUCGUGGAGGAGUUCAUGGCUGUGCCUGGAGCAGAGGAGUGGAGGUCCAUAGCGCAGGACUUUGAGACUCCACUGCGACUCCACUCCAACUUCAGGAGAGGAACGAGAGAGAGCAGGAACUGA